This is a messenger RNA of Fusarium tjaetaba, 798 nucleotides long. RefSeq lists its product as uncharacterized. NCBI's taxonomy places the organism in Eukaryota, Fungi, Ascomycota, Sordariomycetes, Hypocreales, Nectriaceae. Bases 1 to 798 code for a protein of 265 amino acids. The transcript has a single exon. The record is from RefSeq and is a predicted model, not a curated record.
AUGUCGCUUCCACCCCCGUUCGGUAUUCCAUCCUUCGAUACCCUCCUCGAAUAUGUGUCCGAGCCUCGUCUGACGAUGAUUUUCUUCGAUCUCGACAACACAUUGUUCGAUCACGAAAAGUCUCUCAACUACGCUCUGGCCCUCGUACGAAUUAAAUUCCCCCUUCUUCGCGAAAUCCCCGUUGACGUGCUUGUCGAGAAGUACAACAGAGCCCUCAAUAUUGUUUACGACAAAUAUCUCCGAAAUGAGAUAGCGUACGAACGGCAAGACGCAGAGAAGGUCAACCUUUUCUUCAGGCUUCUAGGCCUUCCAAAACUGGACAAUGAUGGUGUUGUGCUUUUUCGGAGUGUGUACAAAGAGGGCUACAGAAUGAAUCGAACCGCGAUGCCUGGAAGCAUUGAGACGCUGGAAGACGUUCGCCAUAAGGGCUAUCGCACUGCUAUUAUCACAAAUGGCCCGACCGAAAGCCAGAUAGAAAAGGCCAAAGACAUUGGUGUCUUUGAUCUCGUUGAGCGUGUCAUCACAUCAGAAGAAGCCGGCUAUCCUAAACCCGAUGUCAAGAUCUUCCAUUAUGCCAUGCAAGAGCUGGGGGUAAAUACGAAGAACAUGUACAUGGUUGGCGAUUCUGUCGAGGCAGAUGUCAAGGGUGCUCUCGAUGCAAAAAUCAUGCCUAUCUUGUACUCCCCCUCUUCCAACAGCUCCUCCAAAGUGUUGUUUGAAAGAGAGAUUUCUGUUAUCCGUCAAUUCGACCAGCUACCUAAGCUUCUGGAGUCCCCAUUGGAUUACAGCUUGGACUGA